Molecule: messenger RNA, 6634 nt
Organism: Schistosoma margrebowiei
Lineage: Eukaryota; Metazoa; Platyhelminthes; Trematoda; Strigeidida; Schistosomatidae
Source: the annotation of a GenBank genome assembly
GUGAUUUAGUGCUACUAGCUUUCUCAAGGACGUUGUCACCAUGCCCUCGCACAUGCAAUUUAGCUGGGUCGUAUUUCUGUGAUAAUUCGGUUAGUAGAGGUUGUUUCUUUAUAAGGCAUACUAAUUAGUUAUAUUCUACUUUAAUUUCGCGAUUUAUCUUGAUGUUACCUAUCUUUCUUUAACAUUCAAAGUUAUUUAAAUAACUUGGGGGUUAGGAAAUAAUUAUUUCCUAAUCCCUAAUCUUCCGACUUUGGAGAGAGUUCUGUCAGUUAUGGAGAAAUUCCAGGGGACUUUUGGGUUUUCUUCAAGACUUCCCUAGACUUUGGGGAAACCCCAAAAUUGGAUGUCAGCUGAUUUUCUAUUUGAGACUACUUGAGUGUUUAAAACCGAGCACAUUAUGAGUAAAAGGGUAUUUAGUAUGAUUCAUUCACAGUAUUUGUAUCAUUUUGGCUAAGAAGAAAACCAUCUGCUUCUGUCUGAGCACUCAGGUAGUAUCACAGUACACACACUGAUCAAAUGACAGUUACUACUGGAAAUAUUAUUCAUUAGGGUUCUCAAAGUCAUGUCCUGUUAACCCCAGGAUUGCUUAUAAAAAUACUUAGCUCGGUAGCGCCACAAGUAUUUCGUCUAGUUAUGGAUUAUCUGAGUCUUUAAAAAGGUGAAUAAUGUUGAGAGAAAGUUUCAAAUUUCCUUCUUUAUUGAUUUUGCCGAAUUAUUUGCCUAUAAUUUUGCCACUACAUAAAAAGGCGUAGUUUGUAGAGUUGGUAGCUGUCGGAAACGUAUGCAGUCAGGUUCUUAAUGGUAAGCUUUGUAUGUCACUUCCUGACAUUUUACUAGCCCUUUAUUAUUUAUAUUUCCUUGGUAUUGAUUCUGUGUAUUUUUCUGGACUGGUAUCGGUAUUCCUUCAUAGCUAAUCUGAAACGAGGGAGAGCAGCUGACCCAGAUGGAUUAACGCCAGAGGUUUUUAAGGAUGGUGGUCCAGUUUGAGCGAUUAGGUUGAUCAAUACCUUAGCCAAAAUCUGGGAACUGAAUGUAAUUCCAUUUGACUGGUCUCAAUCAUUGACUGUCGCAUUAUAUAAGGAGUCAAAAUCAUCCCAUGGUAACCAUAGAGAGAUCAGUUUAACUAAUAUAGCAUAUAAAAUACCAGCCUCCAUAAUUAUCGGACGCCUAUCAAGGAUUCGUGAACUGCAAAAACAUGGGAAAAUCAGGCUGACUUCAGACAUGGUCGGGGUCGCAUCAAUCGCAUGUUCACCAUUCGUCUGAUUCUAGAACACAGGCAUGCUUAUCGGUGUCCGGCAAUGAUGGUUUUUCUUGACUUAAAAGCAGCAUUUGACUCUGUAGAUCGAGGAGUUCUGUGGCAGUGUCUAUAAUUGAAAGGCGUACCUCAGAAGUACAUAAGCCUUGUAAAGGCUCUUUACUCGAACACUGCCAGUCCAGUCAAAGAUUAUGGUGAAAUGUCGUCUGAUUUUGCAACGUCAAGGCUGUUCACUAUCUCCAUUUGUUUGAUUUCAUCAUAGACCUACUACUGGAAGUAACGUUCUUGUCGAAAUUGAUCAACCAGGAGGUCCACAUAUCGACUUAGAAUAUGCAGAUGACAUAGUCCUGUUUGAGAAAGACGCUGAUAAACUGCAGUUUUUUUUGGUAGCACUGAGCAACAAUGCUAGGAUGUUUUAGAUGAGCUUCUUUCUCUCUAAAUGCAAGUUGCUGCUUCAGGACUGGUCUGCGUCAACACCUGAACUAAGGAUAAGGAGUGAAGUAGUCGAACAAGUUGACAAUUUCACUUAUCUUGGAAGUCUGACCAGCACAAAUGGGUUGGUGUCUGACGAAGUCUCAACACGAAUUCGAAAGGCUCGUUUGGCUUUCGCCAACUUACGUUACCUGUAGUGAAGGUGAGAUAUCCGUCUAUCAACAAAAGGACGAGUAUACUGCGCGGCAGUUCGUUCUGUUUUACUUUACGGCAGCUAAACAUGGCCAUUAAGAGUAGAAAAUACUCGUAAGCUACUAGUAUUUGACCACAGAUGCCUUGGAAAUAUCGCUGGCAUCUGUUGAGACCACUGGGUAAGUAAUAGUGAGGUCAGAUGCAGAGUAUUAGGGAAUGAUGGUAAGUCAGUUGAUGAGGUUGUGAAUCUUCAUCGACUGAUAUAGUUGGGCCACGUAUCACGCAUAACUGACCACCGAUUAUCACAGUGCACAAUGCUGACUGGUGUUAGGGACGGAUGUAAGGAAGUUGGGGGUGGUCAAAUGUAGACGUGGUACCAGUCCAUAAAGUCACUAACUUCUGGUCUGAGGCAUGUUGGUAGAUGCAGACUACUUAGUUGGGGUCUGUGUGACUAUCUUAACCAAUGGUUGGAUACUCUGGAUGACAUGGAUCAGGAUCAAUCCCAAUGGCGUUGGUGUAUACACUCUCUGUCUUUUCUUAAACCGUGAGAUUAAAAUUACUUUAUACCUUUAUUUCUACGAACUAAUUCUUUCGCCCUGUAUUAUAUCCUUGUACGCAAUAUUUCUUUUACAUAUUACUACGACUGAAGUAACUACUAUGAAUUUGGUGAUUAUCUUGUUGUGCUAAUGAGGUGUGGCAACUUGGACCGAUGCAUAUAUGUGCGUGUUUCUACGUUGUAGCUGACUGACUCACUUCAUAACUAUGCUUUGCAGACUACUGGCACGUAUUUUUAAAAUCCUCUUAUCAAAAGAAUACCUUAGUUUCAUCUGGUUAAAAAUUUCUCGAUCUAUGAACCUAGGUUUCCAUCAACCCUGAUGCCUAACUUUGACAGUUACCCAACUAGUAAUUUAUAGCUUAUGAACCUUUAUCGGCUGACAUCUUUUAAUCAUUAAUUUUUGGUCCAAAUUUUAUUAUGGAAAUUUAAAACGCAUAAAAAGAAUUGAUUUCGAAUUAUACUUUCUAAUUAGUAUGUGCAUCAUACUUUUUGUUGCUGUUCUUGUAGUUUCUCUAGUUUAGGUAAUUUUUCACUACUAUAACAGACAUUAUCCUCCACUAGUCGGUUUACAUUUAUUAAAAUCUAGAAAACCUACAUAUGGAUGACGAUGAACUUACUCAAGAGAUUUUGGACCAGUUCGAUCUCAUUUGUACACAACAUCAAUAUGAUCAUGUGUCAGCAUACAGUGGGGAACAUUUAAAUAAACACAGUAUACAUUCAAACAAGCUAUCUAAUUGCUUAUCUCGGUCAACUUCGUUAGAUACAAAGUUGGGAGGGUGCACUCAGACAUCUGACUUCCCACCUAAUGAUCAAACUCCAACUGUUGGACGAAAUGAACUUGAACGGCUAAAGAAAGAAGUAUCUGUUCUACGUGAAGAGCUUUAUAUGAAACUAGGUGAACUUGCUACCAUUAAAGAAUCUGCCAGUCGAACAAAAGCAACCGAUUCUGAUACUAUCAGUAAAUUAGAAUCACAUCUUAAAUCUGAACGAAAUGAUUUCCAACGUAAACUAAGUGAAUUAAAUGCUCAAAUAGCCUUUCGUGAAGCUGACUAUCGAUUAGUAUGCAGUGAACUAGCUCGUAUAAAAGAGGAAGUUGCAUCUAAUAAACAAGUAGUGAACGAACGUUCUGUUGAAUAUUCUCCUGCUUCACAGAUUCUUGUCUCCUUAACUUCCCCAAAUCCUGAUCAUGUUUCUAACCAAAAAUUACGAACGCCUGUCCCUCGUGUUCCAAGCACGGAUUUUCACCUUCCUGCACCAGUUACUCCUAUUCCUAGUAAACGGUAUAAAGUCCCAGUCGGUGGUCGAAUGUGGGAUGUUAAUGUCACAAACAAUUUAGAUGAUAAACUAAAGUCAAAUACAACACCACAAGCUACUGAUAAAAAUGUAGUCUUGAUAGAUAGUGAUGAAAUUACACUGUCAAAUGCAUCGAGGAAACGACAACGAUGUGUUGUGUCACCUGAUACUUCUCCAGAAUACUGUGUUCGCCAAAUUCCUGUAUCUUUAGCUGAUGCAUCCGUUGAAACUACAGACCUACUACAUAUUACCUCUCAUAGUCAUCCCUUGUCUUAUCGAAUUCCAUCCUGUGCUUUUUCAACCACUGAGCCUUUCAGUGAAUUUACUAAAGGAAAUCCUGAAAUGUUAUCAGAAUUAUUAGAUUUGUCUAUUUCAAUUCCUCAGAAUGAAAAGAGCAGGAGUAGCAUUGAUAUUAAUCCCCAAACAACAUUGGUCAUAUCAUCUUUUUCAAUUUCAGAAGAUUCCACUUGGUUGUUAUCAGAUUAUUAUCUCACAGGGUUAAGUAAAUUACUUCCACGACAGUCAGAUAUUCUUAGUGGAAUCCAGUCAUCAUCUGAUAACUAUGUAUCACGACUAAAUUUAGUGGUUAAAAGAUUCUCUGAAUCUGUACCCUACUUAAUACGAAGAAUAGAAGAGCAGUUAAAAGCAUGUAUUCGUGUACUUUUGGAUCCUUAUAAUCGAUAUGUAAGGGAAUCAAUUCAAUCAUGUCAUUAUUCAGACUUCCAAAAAGUCGAGACUGAAGACAUGGAGAUAGCAGAAAAAGAGCAUGAACAACCACCAUCUAUGGAUGUUUCUGAUGAUGCUACCUCACAUGAAAUAUCUUAUUUAGGUGAAGAUCCUUUUGCUGGUGCACCUGCAUCACAAAUUGUCACAUCUCUAACAUAUCCUUCCCAAAUGAAAUCCAUUUCAAAACAAGGAGGAAAUUCUAUCUUAAUGAAAAGAAACAAAUCAUGUCCCUCAGAUGUCGGUUACUGGUCCUCGACUAAUCCUAUUGUUGGUGAUAAUAAAAUAAUUGAUAAUAAUAGCGCUGAUAAAACUACUAGCUGCCCUUCACUUUAUCAUGAAAUUAUGAUUAGUCGAAGUAUACAAGGAAUUAAUCAAUUAAAGUACUUGGCUACAAUUAUUAAUUCUUAUUGUCCUAUUUCAUUUGAAAUGUUUAAUGGAAUGAACACUGAUUUUACUAUGGAUAAUGAUGAACUCCUAUGCAUUGUUAAAGAAUUUCAAAAUCUUAUUCGAACAAUUUCUGGUGUUUUAUCCCGUUUCAUUAAUAAACUUAUAGAUGUCUUUUUUCAAAUGGAAGAAGGAAAAAAUCCAAUUUCAUCAUUAUCAACAACAUUAAUACGGAAUGAAUUAAUUGGUGACAAUGCUACAAAUAUUGCAUGUUCAAUUGAUCAGUCAUCUUUUAAACAAUCUCAGUAUACUUCUUCUAAACGAAAAACUUACAUUACAUCAUUUUGUGUUAUUGUACCUUUAAUUAUAGAAUGUUUAAACUUAGCCUCUGUAUUUGCAGUUUUUAUUAAAACUGAUACAAAUCCAUUGAAAAACAAGGUUUCCAAUACAGAUGUGAAUGGAACAAACUUUUCUGAACUGAACACAUGUUUUCCUCAACUUUUGAAUUGUAUUAUCCUAACAUCAGAGGCUUGUUUUGGUCAAGAUGAUGAAUCAACUGAUGUUACUGCGACCACAAAAAAUCACUGUGGAUCUUCUUUACAUACUGGUAUAACAAAUAUUAUCAAGAAUCGUCCUGUUGUAACCUUAAAACCAUUGAUCAGUUUCCUUCGCUUAUGGAGACAAAUGAUAGCUCAGAAGCAUUGGCCUGGUGGACAUUGUUGUGACCAGUGGUGGGACUUAGACGAUCAAAAUUUUAAUUCAAUAAUCUUGAAAGAUGUCCGUCAACAAUACAUUGAAAAAUUAUUUGGUACAUCUAUAAAAUGUGGUCUACUUUCAUUAUGUUCAUGGAUUUAUCAAAUUUUGAAUCAAUUUAAUGAUUCUACACUUUUAUCAAAUUCAUUAAUUGAUAACAAUAUUGAGUUUUAUCAUUCAGCAGAAAUGCAAAGAAUUAAUUUAUUGAAUGAAUUUUCUGGAAUUAUUGCUGUGCUUACUCAACGUGAAGAUAUAAUUUGGCCUGAUAAUUGUUAUUGUAAGCGUCAGGUUUAUUCAACAUUAGUUUAUUUAGCAACUUAUCCAUUACAAACAUUAUUAACUAUUCCUACUAGUUUAUUAUCAACAUCAUUAAUUCAUCAUCAAUUCACAUUUACAUAUUAUAUAUUAUUAAUGAAACAAAAAUAUUGUUUACUUGCUUUUGGUCAAUUAACACGUGCUUUAAUUGGAUUAUUAUGGAGACAUGGUGAUCAAUGUUUUCAAUCAUAUACUGAUUGUUUACCAGAUUAUUUUUGUUUAAUUACUAAUUUAUCACGUUGGUUUCAAUAUACUAAUCGUAUACAAUUAAUAGGAAAUGAUAAUUAUCAUCAUGAAUUGAAUCAUUCAUUUAAUCUUAAUAAUAAUAAUUUCACAUUAAGACCUGAAUUAAUUGAAGAAUUGUAUGAUUUCGAGUCUGGAUUAGAAACUCCAUCAAAUUCAAAUGUUUUUUGAUUUUGUAUUUUUUUCUUCUCCAUCAUCAUUGUUCAAUUUUGUACAUUUUGUAAAUAAGUUUGUUAUUGUUCUGUAAUUUCGUUUUUGUUUUCAUUCUGUAUAGAUUAUUACUUCUCUUCUUCAUUUCUUUUGAACACUUUCCCCCAUACCACAAAUUAUCGUUCUGUUUACCUCCUGAUGUAGUGAAUUGUUUAAUUCUCUUUGUUUAUUUUACAUUGCAUUUCGUUUCCUCUUUGUUUUCAGAGAGAGAGAUAAAGAGAAACAACAACAUACUGUUCUGUAAAUAUUAUUGAAUAAAAUUACUUGUGAUUUUG